Effrenium voratum is the source of this 1412-nucleotide messenger RNA. NCBI's taxonomy places the organism in Eukaryota, Dinophyceae, Suessiales, Symbiodiniaceae. The record is from the annotation of a GenBank genome assembly.
CAUUUGCCCAGGGUGACACUUCCAUGUUUGCAUCGAGCCAUGCAAGUGUACUACGGAUGCUACUUGCUCCAAUCCCUGACCAAUGUUCGGAGGAACGUGAAAGUGUUUGCGGACAUGCGCCAUGCAUGUCCAUGCACUGAUAUCGGGGCGCGAAUCUGCGAAUAGGACAUUGAAUAGGACCUACAUUGGCUUCACCAUGGACCCGCGGCGCCGACUCCGGCAGCACAACGGAGAGAUCACUGCCGGUGCCCACAAAACCAAGCGAUGGCGACCUUGGCAAAUGAUCCUUUGCGUGUGGGGAUUUCCAACGAAAGUGCUGGCGCUGCAGUUUGAGUUUGCCUGGCAGCAUCCGAACAUUUGCCGGCAUGUCCGAGAUAGAGUCUCGCACCUGGGGUUCUGCAAGCUGACCCGGAAUGGGAAACAGUGCCCUGUGUUGGGUGUCAUGCAGAACAUACAGGUGCUUGUGGAGAUGUUGAAAACUGCUCCUUACAGUAAAUUGCCUUUGCGUGUUCAUUUCAUAGACGAAGGCGCCUGGGCUGAGCUUCCAAAGCUGCCAGCAGCAGCUGGGCUCCCGACCCACAUGAGCUUCACCCACGGCAGCUUCGACCACUUGGAGCGUCUCUGCGCUGAGAGCAUGAUGGCUAUGCCCGUGACAGGCUCCGAGUGUGCAAAAUGCUCGGGGCUUCUUCAGCCCGGAGAGCGACUGGUCAGCUGCCCGCACUGCGAAUGCCCUCUGCAUUUGAGCUGUGCGGCGCAGAUCUUCACCAAGGAGACAUCGCAGCUGAUGCCAGAUCAGCCUGGCAACUGCCCGAAAUGCACUCGGACAACGGAGUGGCCGGUGCUUAUACGCAGCGCGCGACGUCUUUCCACUUCCCCAUCCAUCCCAGAGGCUCAAGUUGCCGCUGAGGCUGCGGAGACCGACACUGAGGAUGAGGUUCAAAUCAUCGAUUCAGAAACGCAAUCCACGCUGAGAGCGAGAAGCACCAAACGGGCCUCGCUCGACGCUGGAUGUGCAAAAGCGCCUAAGGCGCCUAAGGCGCCUAAGGCGCCUGAGGCGCCUGAGGCGCCUGAGUUGCCGAGUCCGGUGACGCCCAGCCCGAAGCCCGCGAAGGCUGAGGAUGGCCCUGAGAUCGAGAGGCCUUUGGCGCCGCGCCUCCGUGACCGGCUUGCCAUGCGGUUGGGCGGAGGCUUGGUUAUUUGAGCGCUGGUGCUGCAGCCUGAAGUGGGAGUUGCUUCCUUCACUAGCGUCACUAGCACCAGCGCGUUUUUGAAUUCACGUGCUUGCAAUCAGAUUUGUACAAUUCUGCGCAAUUGCGUUCGCAUGUUGGUUCCGUAAGUGCAUUUUUGCAGGGUGCCGGUCGAGUGUUGGUGGUUGGCAGCAGUCGCCCGCGAGGAUUGAAAGCUGCUGCAGC